UGCUGCAUACUAUCACCAUACAGCUUCCCCAGCAAAACAUUGCAUUCAAGUCUGCCUAUUACUAUCUGUUACAACAGCUUCCUGACUGACCUCCCCCCUCCCCUGCUCCGAAAGGCCCCAACCCUGGACAUAAUUAAGAUCCAUCCCUGUUCAGAAGACAAACUUCACAGCAGAUGAAGCGAUUCACAGCAAUUCCACAAUGCAGGAUGCCCUGUAACAUUCAUCUGCAUAGAGGAACACUGCUGGCUGAGCUCAGCUACCCCCCUGCAGCCUGGACAAGUUAAUUGCGACUCAACAGCAGUACAACAAAAAUUCUACUGACAUGCUGGGAGGAGUUGUACAGGAGCAUGACAGAGGCGACAAGCUGUUUAACAUAAUUACAUCAAUAAUUUGGCCUUCUAGGCUGGAAGAAGGGCCACAAUGGUAUGAAACACGCUGUGGCCUCUGCCACGCCUGUUUUUACCACUGUUGAGAUGCAAUACACUGCUGAUUUUGUCAUUGAGGCCAAAAGCCAACAUCAGACAGACGAAAUUUACAGAGAAUUAGUGCACCACAGCUUCACGCCAUCAUGUUUUGAGAAUUGAAGGGAUCUUGGAGUUCCAUUGGCACAGAUUGGCAGGGUACCAGAUCUUGCCAGUAUGGGGGAAAGGGGCCCUUCAGGAGGGCCAAAGUCCUCAGAAGAAGUACGGUUUUCUGGAGAUGAUGAAGAACUUGUAAACUUAGAAGACGAAGUUUUUAAUCCAACCAUGACGUCAUUUAAGCAUGAGAAUGUCGAAGACCUCUAUGAGCUUCUGGAAAAGUUGGGCAGUGGUCACUUUGGAGAGGUGAGGAAAUGCAAGGAGAAAAGUACUGGAACCUUCUUCGCUGGAAAAUUCAUUAAGACCCGUAAGGUCAAAGGGAGCAGACUGGGGCUUGACCGUGACCAAGUAGAAAGAGAGGUUUUUAUUCUGCAGCAGCUGGAGCACCCCAAUAUCAUGAGGUUACAAGAUGUCUUCGCCAGCAAAGCAGAAAUGGUGCUGAUUCUGGAACUGAUAAGAGGAGGAGAACUAUUUGAUUUCAUAGCUGAGAAGGAAGCACUGUCAGAGGAGGACGCUAUUGAAUUUCUGGAGCAGAUACUGAAGGGAGUAGCUUACAUGCAUUCCAAAAACAUUGCACACUUUGACCUGAAGCCAGAAAACAUUAUGCUCCAACAGAAGGAUGUGCCACACCCAAAGAUUAAAAUUAUUGACUUCGGAUUGGCCCAAAAAAUUGAAGAUGGAGCAGUAUUUAAGAGCCUAUGUGGGACACCUCAGUAUAUUGCUCCUGAAGUAAUAAACUAUGAACCACUAGGACCACCGACUGAUAUGUGGAGUAUUGGAGUUAUUACGUAUAUACUACUCAGUGGUUUGUCACCAUUCCAAGGUGAAACAGAUGCAGAAACACUGACAAAUGUGGUAUCAGGGAACUAUGAAUUUGAUGACCGCUUUUUCAAGGACACAAGUUACAUGGCCAAAGAAUUUAUUCAGCAGCUGCUAGUUAAAGACCCCAGGGAAAGGAUGACUGCAGUGGAGUGUCUCAUUCACCCAUGGAUUAAGCCACUGACAAGAAAGCAGGCAGCCAACAGGAGCCGAUCUUCCAUCAAUAUAAAGAAUUUCAAAAAGUUUAAUGCACGACGAAAGUGGAAGCUCUCAUUUAACAUGGUUUCAGCCUGUAACAGACUCUGCCGAAUGAAGCUGCUUUGUCAUCCUACAAAAGAUGAGGAGGAUUUGAGGCAGUGUGAAAGUGACCAGGAAGAUGAGAAGACAAAGCCGGCUACUCUUUUACGCAGGCGUCUUAGCAGCUGCUCUUGAGCUAUGUGAUUGUCCCUCACUUCUGAAGCGUAAACAGUCUACAUGUCCACAGAUAGAGGAUUGAAGAUACAAAGUAAGACAAAGGAGAAACCUGGGAACAUGGAGAUGUAAUGAUGUUGAAAUAAUAGGAGAAGGCAUUGGUGGACUUUAUUAUGUCUUAGACUUGGUCCGAGCACCAACCGAUAUGCCUGCAUGUGACUCUAUUCAACCAAACCAGCAUGUGGCAUGGCUUAACUAUAUGCUGUCAAAGCGACUGUGCAGACAUCAUAGCUUGACAAUGGCGCCUGACAGUUUUGCUUUGAUAUGUAAAAAAUGUUUUAAUAAAUUUUUUGUUGUUACUAUGAUAUGAUGCUGCACGUUCAUUUAGGAAAUGGUGCUGACCUUUACCCUAAAGUCCCUUCAGUAAUUUAAAUCUGACCUGCAAAAAUAAGCAAGUAUUUUCCGGACACCUGUCUCCUACUUUUGUUUUUAGUUAUCUAUUUUGAACAUUUGUUUAUAUUUGAAGGGGUUCUCUGCUUUUAUCUUAAAAUUAAAAAAAAACGUAUCCGUUUAACAUUGAAAAGUUCUGCAAUUUUCUAAUAUACUACUUUUGCUAGAUCAUUGCUUGCUGUCUAUGAAUGAAAGCACUCUGGUUAAUAUUGAGACAGCACUGUCCAGAUAAUUUGCAAUGCAACAAUUUAUCAGUGUAGUCCAGUUACUUAGUUCACAGCUUAGACCAGUGUUUCCUAACCAGGGUGCCUCCAGCUGUUGUAAAACUAAAACUCCCAGCAAAAGGCUAUCAGGGCAUGCUGGGAGUUGUUGUUUUGCAACGGCUGGAGGCACUCUAGUUUGGAAACACUAAUUUACUAACUUUGGAAACCCUAACUGACAAAGCUACAGGCUGAGAGGUCUUAUUAAUAGUGAAACAAUGGGGAAAGUUUUUUGUUUUGUUGUGUUUUUCUUGCAUUUUAGUAUUCAUUUGAAAUGCAGAAAAAAAGCAUUUGAAAAAUGAAAAGUGUUUUACUGCACAUUUCUAUGGAUUUAAGUUAUUGGCAGCGUGGCUUCUACUGGUGAAACAUGUUUGAAAAAUGUGUUUCACCUGUAAAUACCAUGUUGCCAAUAACUGCAUCCCAAAAAUGUAUAAAAUUUCCAGUAAAACGCUUAGCAUUUUUCAAAUAUGGUUUUUCCUGCAAUGCAAAGGUGUUUUACUGGACAUUUUUUACUGUUUAGUAAUGCGGUUAUUGGCAGCAUGGUUUUUACAGGUAAAACACAUUUAUAUAAACAUGCUUCCACUAAGAAAAAAAAAAACAUGCUGCCAUUAUUAGCAUUGUUAAACCUUGGCAAAUCACACUAAAAUGUUUUAGUUUUUUUUUAUGCAUUUUUCCUGUAGUUCAAAAAAUAAAAUUGCAAAAAAAAGGCAUCUUUAUGUCCUAGUUUUAUCCUAGAAUCAGGAAUCAAAGCGAGAAGGAGCUUUGAGCCUUCCACUUCUUCCAUAAACUGACAGCAAACAGAAAUGUUGACAUGGGGAAAAAUUGAAGCACAAAGUAUAGUAUAAAAUUGCAGAAAAAUUUGUAAGAUUUAUGUAAAUGAAAGCGGAAAACCCGUUUAGGGUGUGUUGUCUCUUAAUCAUUGUAGAAAUGUAUUUUUGGAGCAAAAAAAUGUAAGGACUGGGUAUGUUCUGUAAACUUAUCUGACUUUUGUAUUAAAGGAAGAAAAGAUACCAAUUUGUACUUUGUGUUAAUAUGACAAUGAAU
Molecule: messenger RNA, 3562 nt
Organism: Hyla sarda
Lineage: Eukaryota; Metazoa; Chordata; Amphibia; Anura; Hylidae
Product: death-associated protein kinase 2-like
Exons: 15
Coding region: 639-1829 (396 amino acids)
Biological process (GO): protein phosphorylation; positive regulation of apoptotic process; intracellular signal transduction
Cellular component (GO): nucleus; cytoplasm
Molecular function (GO): protein serine/threonine kinase activity; ATP binding
Source: RefSeq, a predicted model, not a curated record